CAGUUUGCUGUAACCAGGCGCCAGACUGAGCUGGAGCAGAAACCUGCAGCGCGUUUUUCUCAUUGCUCUCCUUCUUCUUCUUCUUCUUCUUCUUCUUCUUCUUCUUCUUCUUCUGUGAUGGAAACGCUCUCAAAGGGAAUGGCAUCUGCGAGGGGGCUGCUGGCACAAAACAGGAAUCUAACCCUCACCCCAGGCACUAUGAGCACAAUGCCAAAGACAGCACAUUCAUCAGAAGCUCAGCUCUAAGAGGACAGAGGAUGGCAGGAGGUGUAAGGAUGGGACAUAGAUUAGACUUAUAUGUGAGGCUGCUGGCAGUGAGCGUGUUACUGGGAGCUGAUCUGGGCUGGCUGGGCCUGACACACCAGGUUGGGGUCAACGCCCAGCACACUGAGAGAAGGGUACUGACACACAUCCCUGGUGACAUCAUCAUAGGAGCUCUGUUCUCCGUCCACCAUCAACCACCUGCAGACAAGGUCCACGAGCGAAAGUGUGGCGCGGUGCGUGAGCAGUAUGGGAUCCAGAGAGUGGAGGCCAUGCUGCACACUCUGGAUCGAAUCAACGCAGACCCCGCCAUCCUCCCCAAUAUCACCCUGGGCUGCGAGAUCAGGGACUCGUGCUGGCACUCUGCGGUGGCGCUGGAGCAGAGCAUCGAGUUCAUUCGGGACACUCUAGUGUUCAACGAAGAGGAGGAGAGCCAGGGCAGGUGCCCCGCCGAGGCAGGGAGCCUGUUGGUGCAGGGGAAGAAGCCCAUCGUGGGACUGAUCGGACCAGGAUCCAGCUCUGUGGCCAUCCAGGUGCAAAAUCUCCUCCAGCUCUUCAACAUCCCACAGAUAGCUUACUCAGCCACCAGCAUGGAUCUCAGUGACAAGAGCCUGUAUAAAUAUUUCAUGAGGGUGGUGCCAUCAGAUAUGCAACAGGCUAAAGCCAUGGUGGACAUUGUCAAGAAAUACAACUGGAGCUACGUGUCUGCAAUACACACAGAGGGUAAUUAUGGUGAGAGUGGUAUGGAAGCAUUUAAAGACAUGGCAGCAAAAGAGGGGAUCUGUAUCGCCCACUCUGAUAAGAUAUACAGCAACGCAGGAGAACAGAGCUUUGAUAAGCUAUUGCAGAAGCUACGAGUCCAUCUGCCCAAAGCCAGGGUUGUGGCCUGCUUCUGCGAGGGCAUGACGGUCCGAGGCAUACUGAUGGCCAUGAGACGACAACGCCUAGUGGGAGAGUUUCUGCUGGUUGGAAGUGAUGGCUGGGCAGACAGGUCCGAUGUGACCGAUGGCUACCAGAGGGAGGCAGCUGGUGGAAUCACCAUAAAGCUGAAGUCAGCAUAUGUGACUUGGUUUGACGAUUAUUACCUGAACCUGAAGCCUGACGCCAACCUGAGGAACCCCUGGUUCCCCGAGUUCUGGCAGCAUCGCUUCCAGUGCAGGUUGAGGGGACAUCCGCAGGAGAGCAGCAUGUACAACCGCACCUGCAGCUGGAGAGAGUCUCUGCGCCAUCAGUACGCCCAAGACACCAAGAUGGGCUUUGUCAUAAACGCCAUCUAUUCCAUGGCUUACGGCCUGCACGCCAUGCAGCAAUCCCUCUGUCCAGGAUAUAAGGGUUUGUGUGAGAUCAUGCGGCCCAUUGAUGGCCGUAAGCUCCUGGAGUUCCUGAUGAGAACCAACUUUACUGGUGUGUCCGGGGAGACCAUCCACUUUGACGAGAGUGGAGACUCGCCGGGCAGGUAUGAAAUCAUGAACUUCAAGCGCACAGGCGAGGAUGAGUACUCUUACAUCCAUGUGGGAAGCUGGGAUCAGGGUGGCCUAAAGAUGAACGAUGAGGAAAUCUGGAGUAACAACAGUGAAAUCAUCCAGUCAGUCUGCUCUGAGCCCUGCCUGAAGGCACAGAUCAAGGUGAUCCGUAAAGGAGAGGUGAGCUGCUGUUGGACUUGCACUCCCUGCAAGGAGAACGAGUUUGUGUUUGAUGAGUACACUUGUCGAGCCUGCGUCCUUGGCUUCUGGCCCACAGAUGACCUCACUGGUUGUGAGCCAAUCGCGGUGCAGUAUGUGCGUUGGGGGGAUCCAGAGCCCAUCGCUGCAGUGGUCUUCUCCUGCCUGGGCCUCAUGUUUACACUUUUUGUUACUUCUGUCUUCAUCAAAUUUUGGGACACUCCUGUGGUCAAGUCAUCCAGUCGUGAGCUCUGCUACAUCAUCCUGGUUGGAAUAUGUCUGGGCUACGUGUGCACCUUCAGCCUUAUCGCCAAGCCCCACAUAAUUUACUGCUACCUCCAGCGGCUGGGAAUCGGCUUGUCCCCCGCCAUGAGCUACUCUGCGCUGGUCACCAAGACCAACCGUAUAGCACGGAUCCUGGCAGGCAGCAAGAAGAAGAUCUGCACCAAGAAACCGCGCUUUAUGUCCGCCUGCGCACAAUUGGUCAUCGCCUUCCUACUCAUACUGCUGCAGCUUGGGAUUAUUGUGGCACUUCUCAUCAUAGAGCCACCACAGGUGAUCUAUGACUACCCCAGUAUCCGCGAGGUGCACUUGAUCUGCAAUCUGACCACUCUGGGGGUGGUGGCGCCGCUGGGCUACAACGGCCUGCUUAUCCUGAGCUGCACCUUCUACGCCUUCAAGACUCGAAAUGUUCCGGCUAAUUUUAAUGAGGCCAAGUAUAUUGCCUUUACUAUGUACACCACCUGUAUCAUCUGGCUGGCCUUUGUUCCUAUUUACUUUGGCUCCAACUACAAGAUCAUAACCAUGUGCUUUAGUGUCAGCCUCAGUGCUACAGUGGCUCUCUGCUGCAUGUUUGUCCCAAAGGUGUACAUCAUGCUUGCCAAGCCUGAGAAGAAUGUCCGGAGUGCUUUCACAACAUCCACAGUGGUGCGCAUGCAUGUAGGUGAUGCCAAGAAAGCUGCCAAGACAGGCAAAUCCUCUAGCAGCAUGGCCAACCUGUUUCGACGCCGUGGCUCUGCGCAUGAUAACAUCAGUGCCAAUGGGAAAUCGGUGACAUGGGCGCAGAAUGAGCACAGCUACAGACCAAACAUAUGGAAGAGGAUGUCGUUCCAUGUCAAGAGAAAGGGGGCGGUGGAGGUGAACCAGACAGCUAUCAUCAAGCCCUUCUCUAAAGCAGGAGAGACACCUGUGGACACUGGCGUCACAGAGCAGUAUGAAGAGCAACAGGCGUCUCCGCCCUUCACCUGCUCCCCCUCUCAGUCACCGAGUUUCCAGAGCGUAGAGGGCGGAGAGGACGGACAGGCUUUACCCACCUACGUACCUGAGCACCCAGCUGGAGUCAGAAGAAGAGGCGGCGACAACGGCCAGGGUUUUGUUAUGGUGGACGGUGGGGACAUUAGCGUCAUAGGCGUGGGUGACAUCGGCAUCGGGAUGAUUGGCCAACCUCAGGGCACCACUAUCAUGGACCAAAUCAGCUGUGUGGUUAACCGUUUCACCGCCAACAUCAGCGAGCUGAACACCAUGAUGCUGCCAGGUGGAGUCAGCCCCACGUCCACCCCCGCGCUGCCUGCAGCUGCAGAUGCCGCCCCCUGCACACCUCAGUACGUCGCAUCCAGGAGCAGACAGGCCCCUUCCACCGUCACCACAUACGCCGAGGUCGCAGCCGUGUCCAAUUUCUGCGAGAACCGACCAGCAGGUAAGAUUUACGAGCACCUGGCCGGGACUUGCGUGAGUGGCAGGCGAGCCAAGGAUAUGGAGGAACUGGUGGCUCUGACGCCUCCCUCCCCGUUUAGAGACUCGUCUCUGAGCUCCAGCGGCAGCUCACCGCCCUCGCUGUCCCCGGCCUCUGAGGUUGAAUAUGACCAGCUGCUGCUGAGACACUACAGCCAGAGCUCUUCCUCUCUCUAAUCUCUCUACAACCUUUUUUUCUCCCCGUUUAUCCUUCUAUUUGGAGUAUUUUUUAAAAAAGACAAAUCUUCAGACUGGACCAGACUCUUGGAUGCCUUUCUACAUGUGGAUAUUCUGAAUUUUUAAGCAGUUUUUAAAAUACAUUUUCCUUUUGAGAUUGGAUUGAAUGCACUCACACAUGCCUCGGUUGAGAGGACUGAGAGAAAAAUACCAGUGGCAAGACUGCGAAUACUAAAUGCUGAAAUUAAGCUGAGCAGUUGUCAGUGUGCAAACUGAAACAUAGUCAUUUUACACGGGCAUUUUACAGACUUUUAAAUGCUAUACUGACUGAAACAAGUUUCUAACUUGUCAAAUUCCAAAGAAAAUACUGAUGAGCUGAGAAAACGUGUAAAAUUGCCUAUUAUAUUUUUAUUUAAAGGUAUAAUAUGUAACAGUUGUCAGUCGCUGUUUGUAAACACAUGGCAUUCAAUGUUGGCCACACCUCCACAGCUCCCCGAGCCGAGAGGGAGAGAGAGAGAGAGCAGCGAUGGUCAAGCGAGCUAUAGAGUGACUGAAGAGAGAGAGCGGCGUUAGUGAGAACAAAGCAGCAGAUCAGAGAAAUAAAACAUUAUUUUCUGCUGGCUGUGGCUCAGCGCUGCUCUCGUUAAACUACAGACACACUGAUCAUAGCUGCACUCACAGCACAGAGAGGAGCAGGGGGAUCACUGGAACACAUGCACAUAACACAACCCGCUCUCAUCCGUGAAAUACAGCCGCUUUGUAUCUAACAGAGCUAAAGUGGGACUUGUUUGUCAGUAUCAGAGCAUUUGACCACCUGAACGGGCAGCACACCCUGAACGCUGUUAUUGGCUGGGGGUUACACCUCCAAGUUUGGGCCCAAAGGCUGUUUGCAGAUGCCCAGAAGCGUCCCGAGUAAAACAAAAGAAGAAGAAAAGAGAAAAUACAGGCAGAAGGCGGAAGGAUCUCUGCAGAAACAGACACCACCACACACUUCUAGUGCAGCAUGAAGUAAUGAUUGAGAGGAAUUAUUUUUCAGUCUAUACAUUGUUUUUUAGGAAAAUCUUGCAUAUUAUACCUUUAAUUAUAAAAUGGUUAUCAAUCAUAAGUGGGGAAUUUUACCAAAUAUUUAUGUUCAGUGUGGCUCAUAUACUGACUCAAAAUGGCAUUUGAUUUUUUUGUUUUUUUUAGGUAAGCGCAGGUAUUAUAACACUGAAGAUAGUUGUAUUUCAGUUGUAUAUUUUGCAUCACAUUAUUAUCAUAAACAGAAAGCGUGAUUUGUUUUUUUAUUGCUUACUGUGUAUUAUUGCUUUUGACUAAUCUUUAAAAGUUUGAGACCCAGGUGGAUGCAGAUUGUAUCAACAAGAGGCAUCUAUCUGUCCAGAAAAAAAUAACUCAAAUAACUGCCUGAAAAUCAAAAGAUCAAAUGCGACACUUUUUUCCCAUCCUCUGAUUUGUUGUCAGUCCUGGAAGACAUAAGCGAGCAUUUUGGGAUGCUAGAGGAGAAAGUGUACAGAUGCUGCAUUACUGUAUGCGAAUCAGGAAGCAGGUUUUUCUGUGUGGGGAUUUCUCAAUGACCUUCCUUUGUCUUGGACAGAAAACAUUUACUGAGAAUGAAACCUGAGAGGAAAGUUUCAGUUACAAGUUUCAGUUUCAGUUUCAAGUUUAUUUGUCACAUGCAUUUAAAAGUACAGUGUACAGUGAAAUGCAAUGAAAUGCAUUUUACCCUGGCUCUCUCUCAGCCCUUAAAAUCUAUAAAUAGUACAGUUGAUAAAUACUACAAUAAAUAAGACAAUACCUAAGAAUAAAAUUAUAAAACAACCUAAAACAUCCAUAAAACAAUCCACAGCUCUGCAUUCAUUUAGUGCUACUGUUCAGUAGUCUGACCGCCUAAGGGUAAAAACUGUCUCUGAGGCGAGAGGUCCGAGCUCUGAUGCUCUGCAGGCGCUUCCCUGAAGGGAGAUAUGAGAAAAGUGUAUAUGCUGGAUGACUUGUGUCCUGCAUGAUACAAAGUGCUUUCUUCCUACAGCGAGUGGUGUAAAUGUCCUGUAACUAUGGUGACGGUGAUCCAAUAAUUUUUGAUGCUGUUUUCACUGUCCUCGUCAGGAGGACAUGAUAUCAUCAGGUGUCUAACCCACAAACAGCUUAUGGACUACUUGGAUGUCUACUUUAAUUCUUUUCUCUAGAUGUGACUUAGCUGAAUGUACAAUAAGUUGUCAUUUGAAGUGGACCAAAAUGAUCUUCCACCUCAGGAUGUGUCUGAACCAAAAUACUUUCUGACUUCAACUCCUACCUGCUGAUAACGAGCACCGUCAUCUGUUGGCUCAAAAUGUUUCCAGUUUGCAUGAUGUCAACAGUUGGUUGCACUAUUUAAGAUAUAUUUGUAAUGACUUUUUGAUAUUGUUCAUGUGAAACGAAUAAGACAAAUAUAUACAGUAGCAAAGUAAUGAUACUAUCCGUGUGUGUAUAUGAUUAAUUUUAGGAGGACAGAAGCAAACUGAAUGUGUGCCAGACAUCUAUUUCGAAACGGUUGUUUCUAGCUUCGCUUUUUACCUACAUACAGUAUGUGCCAAUGUCUCCUUGCAGUAAAUGACAUUGUGUUUCUAUAAAUGCGCUCAUGUUUCAGGCAUUAUAAGGAGGAGGUUAUUUUUUAUAAUAUUUUAUGACUAUGGUAUCUCUAAUGCUUGAACAUAUUCAAUGAAUAUCCUUUUUUGUAUCUGCAUUUUUGGCCUCUCUGAGGAUGUAGAUGAAUGACAGUAUGGAUUGACAGGCUAGCAGAUGUAACUGAUGAUUUUCAUGUCGGAGCUAUGCUUGCUUAUCAGUCCUUCUGUCCUUCUUUUUCUGUAUGUUUACACAGGCAGGAAUGUGUUUAUGUUUUUUGAAAUGUGCAGUGUUUUUCUACUGGCUUUUCGAAGACAAUUGCCAUAUUUGCAUGCAAGUUUGUGCCAAUUUUUGCAGGUGUAUUCUACGCUUUAUGCCAAUAAUUCACUGAAAUAAUCUAUAGAAGACAUUUGUCUUGGUAUUAUCUCUUCAUAUGCCUUUCAGAUUGCCAGAAUUUAUAAUUUAGACUUGUGCUGCAUUAAAGGUUUCCAUCCAAAAUGCAAUACAUGUUCUUACAAUCAUUUAUAAUUCAUUGUAAAUGCUCCUUAUUUUAGGAAUUCUUCAUUAAUUAUAGGAAUGCUACUUUAUCUCAAUAUUCAAAAGUCAAAAUGUCUCAAAGUGGCUUUUGAAUGACACUUAAAAAUCAAAUUUUCUAUCAUGUUUUAAGGAGUCACAUUUAUUUCUAAUGCUAGAAACUGGAUCAUGUGCAGCGGUAGUUAUUUUUACACUUCCUAUGUCGAUGUUAUUUAUGAACCUUCGCUAAAUAAGAAGAUAAUUGUGUCAAAUCAAGGUGCGAUAAUUAAUAAACCUUAUGGGAAAUAGG
Sebastes umbrosus (honeycomb rockfish) is the source of this 7251-nucleotide messenger RNA. RefSeq names its product glutamate receptor, metabotropic 5a (gene grm5a). NCBI's taxonomy places the organism in Eukaryota, Metazoa, Chordata, Actinopteri, Perciformes, Sebastidae. The record is from RefSeq and is a predicted model, not a curated record. Gene Ontology annotation, biological process: G protein-coupled glutamate receptor signaling pathway; regulation of synaptic transmission, glutamatergic; trans-synaptic signaling by endocannabinoid, modulating synaptic transmission. Gene Ontology annotation, cellular component: postsynaptic density membrane. The transcript is spliced from 18 exons. The coding region runs from base 258 to 3830 and encodes 1190 amino acids. Gene Ontology annotation, molecular function: G protein-coupled receptor activity involved in regulation of postsynaptic membrane potential; adenylate cyclase inhibiting G protein-coupled glutamate receptor activity.